GCGAGGUUCCAAUAUGGCUGCAAUUUUUUUUUUGCAAUGACCUGACAGACUUAUUACAAUUCGGUGGUUCGACUUCGUUUGCGUCUGCAAUACGGAAAGAUGCAGAGUGAAAGUGAUUCUGAUAACGAAUUCUUCGAUGCUCCCGAGAAGCUGUCUUUAUCUGGGUCUUUCACGUCAGAUUUAAGCGCACAGCACGAUGUAAACAUUGCACAAAAGGACAUUGUGGAUGGACCUCCUGAGAGUGGUACAAUUGACACUUCUUCUGGAGACCAACCUGAACUUCCAAGUGAAGAAUUAAAUCAGUCGACAGCUUCUGAAGUCAAUAAAACAAACAAGACUGACAUUGUCAAGACUUGUGGAGAAAGUACAGCUUUGAAUAAUACAGCUGAUGAUUUACAAGAAAAACAAGAAUCAGGCAUUUCUUCUUUAGCCAAUGACAGUGAAUCCAAAUUUGUUCAUGAAAAUCAUGCUACUGACAGCAACAGCAUGUUUCAGGCUCAUUCAGGAGAAAGUGAGUCGAAAGUUAGUGAUGCAGAUUUGAAAACUGACAGAGAAAUAGAAGUUGAGCAACAUCAUAACUGUGAGAAAAAGACAGAUUUGACAAUGCCCAAAACAGAUGCUAGUCAGAUUAUUGCUGAUGUUGUUGAAAGCAUAGAGCAAGAAAGUACUCCUCCAGUGGCUCCACCUAGAAGGCGGAAAAGGAAAAAGAAAGCUGAAGGAGAAUUACAGACACCAGGAUCACCGACACCUUCAGAAAGUCCUGGACCAGAUUCAGCUGUUACAACACCGACUGAACAAGCAGCAGCAAGUCCAGUGGAAGCUUUUGCUCAGGCAGCAGCACUUUCCAAUGAACAGGAAAACGCACCCAAAGAACUUGAAUCACAAUCAAACGAUAUUCAUGAAGACGAUCCCAGCAUUCAUGUUGAUGCAAAUAACAAAGAAAUGAAGACUGUGUUAGAAAAAGCAAGUUCUACGGAAGUUAUAUCGGCAUUAAAUUUAGAUUCUAGACUUAAGUCAGGCAGUGUUGUCUCCCUUGGUAGCACAAGAUCAGGAAGUUAUGGUAGUGUGGCAAGCGGUAUAUCAAAUGGUAUUUUGGAGAAUUCUGCAGGUUCGUUUACUUCUGUUGCUAGUUCAUUCUCGCAGCAUCAGCCGUAUGGAUCUCACCAUGGAUUGGUACGAUACAGGUCAGCUUCUGGAAGACCCCUGUCUGAUAUUGAAAUUUUGGAGCAAGUUAUGGUAAAGAACCUUGACACAGGAGAAGCUGUACCCCUAAGUGUUGCAGAGGAAAAAUUGCCAAAAUGUACCAACCCUCUAGCCUUACAGAUCAUGAUAUUAACAUCUGAGUAUUCAAGCAAUCCAGACCUUGCAAACCAAGAUCAUGAAGAUGGACUUGAACGGAAAGUUUCAAAGAAAACGAAAAAGCUGAAGAAAUUUUUCGGUAAAAAAGUGAAAAAGCCAGACAAAGCUGCAAAAGUGCGUAAAGAUGACAGUUCUUCAAGUGAUGAAGAAACUCCUCAGGAUUCUCAUACCCCUCUCAUCAAGAUCAAGUCUGGCCAUGGAAAAGGUCCCGCUGAGUUUGAGAAGCUGCGAAUUUUACAGGAUCUUAGUGGAGAACAUGUGGGAGCUGUUUGGACAAUAAAAUUCACUCUUUGUGGCAGACUCAUGGCUACGGCUGGCCAGGAUCACAUGGUGCGAGUUUGGGUACUCAAAGAAUCCCAGAGUUAUUUUGAAGAAAUGAGAGCAAAAUACUCUAAAACAGGUGACAAUUCAUCAUCUGACCGUGACAAAAACUCAGAUGAGUUUUCAGAAAUGGAGGGAACAUUAAAAUCCAAUGAAGAAAACACAGGAGAUACAGUUGAGGACAAAACAGAAAACAGUGAGGAUAGUGAGGAGCCAGCUGCCCCUGUUGAUGAGGACUUGGGCCCUUAUAUGAAAACACCUCUGUGUACCUACUGUGGGCACACUGGGGAUGUGCUGGACUUGUCUUGGUCCAAGAAUUAUUUCCUGCUGUCCUCCUCAAUGGAUAAGACUGUAAGGUUGUGGCAUAUCUCUAGAUCUGAAUGUCUGUGCUGUUUUCAGCAUAUCGACUUUGUUACAGCUAUUUGUUUCCAUCCCAGGGAUGAUCGUUACUUCUUAAGUGGCUCACUUGAUGGUAAAAUCCGUCUGUGGAAUAUACCAGACAAGAAGGUGGCACUGUGGAAUGAGCUUGAAGGAACUGGAAGUAACCUUAUUACUGCAGCUAAUUUCUGUUUGAAUGGCAAAUUUGCUGUGGUCGGCACUUAUGAUGGACGAUGCAUCUUCUAUGAAACCGAGCGACUCAAGUAUCAUACUCAAUGGCAAGUACGGGCUGGACGAAACAAGAAGGCUCGCGGGCGCAAGAUCAGCGGUAUUGAACCCAUGCCUGGAGAAGAUAAGGUUCUGAUCACGUCAAAUGAUUCUCGAAUAAGACUUUAUGAUCUGAAGGACAAUUCUCUAAACUGCAAGUACAAAGGUUGCGUCAAUUCCAGCAGUCAAAUCAAAGCGAGCUUCAGUCAUGAUGGUCAAUAUGUCAUCUGUGGUUCAGAGGAUCAUUUUGUCUACAUUUGGAGAACUCAACACGGAUUUCCUUCCUCGAGGAGAGACAAAAACGAGUUUUAUGAGAGCUUUUCAGCCCACGCGGUUGUGGUAACUGCAGCAAUGUUCGCCCCAGUUCCCUGGCUAAUUAUUCCACCCGACUCAAGCUGUCAGCCAUUCACCACAGAGGUUCUGGUUACCGCUGACUGGAGCGGCGCCAUCAAGUUAUUCGUGAACAGAUGACACGAGUGUGUCUGUAACUGACAUCACCAUGGAAACUCUUGGUGUAGAGAAGAGAUCUGUCGGUCAAUCAGAUGCUGACGUGAUCCUGAUCAUCCAACUGGUCGCCAUCUUUACACAGCCAGGCCAAGGAUCCUGAAGUCAGCUGCUUGGCGUGACGCGAUACAGGACUGUUGUGGACCACUUCAUUUACAUGUGUUAAACAGCUUUGUAGAACAAGGCAGAGCAGUGCGAUGAGAUGUAAACACGUGGUCCUGUAUCCUGAAGCUUUGCUGUCCCGAGAGUGAAGACAAGCUUGCGGACAUUCUCUUGAUCUAUCAAUAAUUGUCAGAAUUAAGAAAUGUAUGGUAACCAGUAAGGACAUGGAAAAACUCAAACUCGCCGUUAAUUGUUGAUCAACUCUCCCCCCCCC
Molecule: messenger RNA, 3205 nt
Organism: Orbicella faveolata
Lineage: Eukaryota; Metazoa; Cnidaria; Anthozoa; Scleractinia; Merulinidae
Product: WD repeat-containing protein 44-like
Molecular function (GO): protein binding
Source: RefSeq, a predicted model, not a curated record